Echinostoma caproni is the source of this 660-nucleotide messenger RNA. Lineage: Eukaryota; Metazoa; Platyhelminthes; Trematoda; Plagiorchiida; Echinostomatidae. The record is from the annotation of a GenBank genome assembly.
AUGGGUAAGCCGUCAAAGUUAGCUCAAACAGAGGAUGUCCUUCCAGGGCUGGGUGUCUCUUUGAAUAGUUUAGGUACAGUGAAUUACAAUUUUCAAGGCAAUCAACUUCGACGUGUAGCAGCUAUGAUGGAAAAGUACCCGGACAUCCAGAUAUUAUUCGACAGACAGGGCUUGGCAACACAGACUACGGAGAUUAAGCGUACCUGUCUUCCGUCUACGAGCGUCAAGGUGAGAACCAAUAAUCCACCAGUAGCUUCAAAAAGCGGUUGUAUUGAAAAGCGGAAUUCAGUUUUAGUGAGUAGAUCAAUCAACAAAGAGGACGACGAAAUAGACCUAGGUGACCCACUGGAGCGUGCUGCGUUCCGAAGACUGCCAACAACGAUAUCAGCAAAGUGCAAACUGGGCGCUAAACGCAAAAGAGAAACCAAUCCGGCAUCACCGAUGAAGGCGAAUUGUUGCAGUGUCUGCAAGUUUGCGAGCAAUACGGUCGAUUUGGACGAUGAGCAUUAUUGGAUCCAGUACCAGAAAUGCGGGCAACAAACACAACAAAGUUGCGCUCCUUAUGGUGUAGAGGAAGCACGUAUUUCUGUGAAUUGUAUGGCAGCCCUUCGAUUGGCCGCUUCCCCCUUCCUGAAAAUUGUAUCUUUGUAUAUUCAAUAA